Messenger RNA from Fonsecaea erecta, 747 nucleotides. RefSeq lists its product as hypothetical. Bases 1 to 747 code for a protein of 248 amino acids. The transcript has 2 exons. NCBI's taxonomy places the organism in Eukaryota, Fungi, Ascomycota, Eurotiomycetes, Chaetothyriales, Herpotrichiellaceae. The record is from RefSeq and is a predicted model, not a curated record.
AUGUCGUAUGAAAUGUCAACACAGCAUGCAACCCGAGUAGGGGCCAGACCUUUCAACCACAGUCAAUCCCAAGCUGCCGAGGAAGAGUACGACCGGCUGCGGAACCUGGCACGCCAGGAAGCCUCGAAACGCGCCAAUUGUUUCCAGCGAUCCCAAGAAGCGUACGCCAACGGCGAUGGCGCGGCUGCGCAUGCGCUCUCACAGGAGGGCAAGGACCACGGGGCCAAGAUGGAGAUGUACAAUAAGCAGGCCGCCGAAUUCAUCUUUCGCGAAAACAACGCCGACGGCCGAGUCGCCGCCGACACGAUUGACCUGCACGGACUGUAUGUCGAAGAGGCGGAAGAGAUCUUGGAACAGAGGAUCCGAUUUGCUCAGAGUCAGGGCCAGACACAUCUUCACGUCGUGGUCGGGAAAGGAAACCAUUCUCCCGACCACGUCCAGAAGAUCAAGCCUCGGGUCGAACAAGUUUGUCGUGACCUGGGUCUGCAAUACCACACCGAGUCGAAUGAGGGCAGAAUAUACAUCAAGCUUGACGGCAGCCCCGUGGAGAUGCAACACGUGAGCAACUGGGAUGGCUACCAGACAUAUCCAAAUCAUCAGCAGCAAGCCUGGCAGCCUCAACAUGCUCAACAACAGCAAUACUACCCUGAUCAAGGGCAGGGACAAUAUGGCGGAGAAGAAGAGAAGGUUGGCCAAAGCCUUCUGUCCCGAAUCAUCAACAAACUCUUGCGCAUGUUGUGCGGUUGA